Molecule: messenger RNA, 1227 nt
Organism: Lodderomyces jiufengensis
Lineage: Eukaryota; Fungi; Ascomycota; Pichiomycetes; Serinales; Debaryomycetaceae
Gene: LAB5
Product: putative lipoate synthase
Exons: 1
Coding region: 1-1227 (408 amino acids)
Biological process (GO): lipoate biosynthetic process
Cellular component (GO): mitochondrion
Molecular function (GO): 4 iron, 4 sulfur cluster binding; lipoate synthase activity
Source: RefSeq, a predicted model, not a curated record
AUGUUUUCAAAAAAUCUUCCCAUACUAAAAUCUUCAUUACUAAGAUAUCAAACAAAAUGUCUAGCUACUGAUGCCACACAAUCAAUAUUAAAUUCAAGAACAACUUCAGAAUCAACAAGUAUAUCAGUAUCCACCACCACAACCAUAAAACCAAAAAGAAAACGUACAUUUUUCACAGACGAAUUGAACAAAGGACCAUCAUUUGAUGAUUUUGUAAGUGGUAAAGCAAAAGAUAUGCUAGAAGAUCCUUUAGAGCUUGCAAGAAAAGAUCCUAAUGCAAAAUUACCUUCAUGGUUAAAAGUUCCAAUUCCAAAGGGUAAAUCAUAUCAUAAUGUUAAAAAGGACGUUCGAGAAUUAAAAUUAUCAACUGUAUGUGAAGAAGCAAAAUGUCCAAAUAUUGGUGAAUGUUGGGGUGGUAAAAAAUCAGAAGCAACUGCUACAAUUAUGCUUUUGGGUGAUACAUGUACAAGAGGUUGUAGAUUUUGUUCUGUGAAAACAAAUAGAGCUCCUUCAAAACCUGAUCCAAUGGAGCCUGAAAAUACAGCUGAAGCAAUAAGUAGAUGGGGAUUAGGGUAUGUUGUAUUAACUACUGUUGAUAGAGAUGAUUUGAUUGACGGUGGUGCAAAUCAUCUUAGAGAAACAGUUGAAAAAAUUAAAUUAAAAGCUCCUCAAAUAUUAGUUGAAGUAUUAGGUGGUGAUUUUAGAGGUGAUUUAGAAAUGGUUAAAAUUUUAGCAAAUUCAGGAUUAGAUGUAUAUGCUCAUAAUAUGGAAACAGUUGAAGAUUUAACACCACAUAUAAGAGAUAGAAGAGCUACUUAUAAACAAUCAUUGUCGGUUUUAGAAACUGCUAAACAAACAAAACCUUCAUUAAUUACAAAAACUUCAUUAAUGUUAGGAUUUGGAGAAACUGAUGAACAAGUCAUAUCAACCUUAAAAGAUUUACGAUCAAUUGGAUGUGACGUAGUAACAUUUGGUCAAUAUAUGAGACCAACAAAGAGACAUAUGAAAGUUGUUGAAUAUAUCUCACCUGAAAAAUUCAAUUAUUGGAAAGAAUACGCAUUAGAUAUGGGGUUCUUGUACGUUGCUAGUGGUCCAUUAGUCAGAUCUUCUUACAAAGCUGGUGAAGCAUUCAUUGAAAAUGUUUUGAAAAAAAGAAACCAUAAUGUUGGUGAAAGUCCUAGAUUAGGUUCUGAUGGUAUAAAACCAACUAUUUUUCAAAGAUCUUGA